Messenger RNA from Heterobilharzia americana, 1637 nucleotides. Lineage: Eukaryota; Metazoa; Platyhelminthes; Trematoda; Strigeidida; Schistosomatidae. The record is from the annotation of a GenBank genome assembly.
UAUCUAAUAAGCGGCUAUUUAAAAACAGUUCUGUGAUGUUACUACGGUUUUUGUUGUGGAUUGAUGAUGACACAGUCUAUUUUCAUACAGGUUGGCCAGUGCGGGAAUCAAAUCGGACAUCGCUUCUGGGACUUGGCUUUAAAAGAACAUUCAAGUACAAAUGAAAAAGGGCUUUAUGAUAGCGCCAUGUCCUCAUUUUUCCUAAGUAGUGCAGUUGCUGAUGGUGGCUUUACACCUAGAAUAUCUGACCUCAAAGCUCGGGCUUUGCUUGUAGAUAUGGAGGAAGGUGUUGUCAGCGAGAUGUUAAAGGGGCCUUUAAGAAAUCUGUACGAUGCACGUUAUUUUGUCACAGAUGUGUCGGGCUCUGGAAAUAACUGGGCAGUUGGAAAUCUGUAUUAUGGUCAGAUUCAUCAUGAAAAACUUUGCGAAUCAAUAAGGAAAUCUGCAGAAUCAUGUGACUAUCUACAGUGCUUCUUUGUCUUGCAUUCAAUGGGUGGUGGUACCGGUUCUGGAAUUGGUACUCAUAUUUUAAAAAUUCUUGCCGACAAUUAUCCAGAUGUGUACAGAAUGGACACCGCAGUAUUCCCUUCAGUGGACGACGAUGUGAUUACUUCUCCGUAUAAUACAGUUUUAGCCCUCAGUCAGAUUACUGAGUUUGCUGACUGUGUAUUGCCCAUUGAUAAUAUGGCUCUUUCAAAUAUCAUAAAGAGAGCUGAACGUUCUUCCGAACACUACUAUGGAAAUUUGCAAGCCACUAAGAACCCAGAGUUUAGUGCGAAGCCUGUCCGAUCAUCAAAACCUUUCGAUGAAAUGAACCACCAUGUAGCUAAUAUGCUUUUAAACCUUACAAGCUCCUCCCGUUUCGAAGGAACUAUGAAUGUUGAUUUAAAUGAAAUCAGCAUGAACUUAGUUCCAUUUCCUCGUCUACAUUAUCUCCUUACUGCACAAAGUCCCCUAUCCAUGAUAUCCCAAAAGUCGAUUCCUAAGAAACUCGACCAAAUUUUUGCGGAUGCAUUCACCAGAGAAUAUCAAUUAAUGUCAACUGAUCCUUGUCGAAAUAUUUAUUUGGCUGUGGCUUUACUUGUUCGUGGUGCAAUCAAUGCAUCAGAUCUUCGUCGAAAUAUUGAUAAACUUCAAUCCCGUUUACGUUUUGUUCCGUGGAAUCGAGAAGGCUGGAAAGUUGGACAUUGUUUAGUCCCACCAGUGAAUCAACAGUAUUCUCUACUGGCUAUUUCCAAUAAUACUUCUAUUCAUGAAUCAUUUAGCCUCAUCUUGGAACGGUUUCACAAACUAUACCGAAGAAAGGCUCAUUUACACCAUUACACAAGCGUGGAGGGUUUCGAUGUCAGCAUGUUUGACUCGAGUGCUAAUUCACUUCAAGACCUAGUAACUCAGUACAUUGAUUUUGAGAAACAAGGGAACAGUCAAAAUCUACCUAACUUACCACGACUAGAGAUUAUGGACUGAGUAACUGAGAAGCUGUAUACGUUCAAAUGCAACGGUUAUAAACUUAUGUACAUUUGCUUUUCCUAUUCCCUUGUAUCCUAAAUAUGACGGUACUAAUUGAUGUAAUCUUUUUAUCUUAAUAUGCUUAUCUUAUUUUUAUUUCUCUUAAUAAUUAUAUUUAUCAUAGGGAA